AUGGAAGCUGAAAUCUGUGAAAUCUGGUAAAAAAUAAGCAGUCACAAAGAAGUUCCUACACUAUCGAUGACAAUGCACAGAGCUCAUUGUGAGAGAAAUACAAUGAGAUGCCUCAAAUGCAACGAGCUCAUAUCUAAGCUCGCACAAGAAGAGCAUGAUCUUCUCUAUCACCAGAUUAAAGAAUGCUCUCAGUGCUAUGCUCGAAUGGAAGCAAGAUAUUUUGAAAAGCACGAAUGCCCCAAAGCUCCAAGUUACUGCCCAUAUUGCGAAGCUACUUAUCCAUUAGAUCUUUUUCAGCCUCAUAUCCAAGCGUGUGGGAGCAGGUCUGAGGAAUGUGAAAAAUGCAAUAGGUUUAUUUUAUUAAAACACUUUAAAAGCCAUCAAGAUAGUUGUGGCAAGGAAGAUAGUGAGAAAAAUAUUAAGGCGAAAGACUUACAAAGAGAAAUUAUGAGGGAAAAAGAAGAGAGAAAAUUUGUAGAGCCUAUUCAAAUAAGCCGUGAAGAAGCUAGAACAAAAUUGGAUGCUGAAAAUGCAGAAAAAGAACUUAAAGCAAAACAAUAUCAAGAACUCCAAAAACAAAUUAUAAGGGAAGGGAAAGAGAAAAAAAUUAUAGAGCCUAAAAUAAGUCGUGAAGAAGCCAAAGCCAAACUUGAUGCUGAAAAUGCUGAAAAAGAGCUUAAGGCAAGACAAUAUCGAGAUCUACAAAAUCAAAUAGAAGCGGAAAGAAGCAAAAAAAUGCAGCUUGAUAAUGAUAGAAUUAAGGCUGAGCCACGAAGACCAGAGAAUAUAUUGCCAAAUCAAGAACCUAAAAAUAGAUUUGCAACAUAUGAACUUCCGCCUCCUAGCAAGAAAAAAGAGCCGCCAAUAUACCAAGGCUCUCACCAGCAGUUUCCAAGAAACUUAGAACCAAUAAAUCAGCCUCAAAUAUUUCCUCGUUUCUCAGAGCCAAUUAAUCAGCCUCAAUUCAUUCCCCAUCGCUCAGAUCCAAUCUAUCAGCCUCAAUUUGUUCCGAACACUUCAGAAGAUGAAAGAAUUGCGAGGGAGCUAGCUCAGCGAUUGGAAAGAGAAGCUAAAGAAAAUAUAGAUAGAAUAAUUGCUGAAGGACUAUUAAGGGAUGAGCAAGAAAGUUACCAAGGAUAUGGACCUAUAAUUGAUGAUAGCGAUAUAUUAGCAAAAAAACUUUUGGCUAAGGAAGAUGAAAGAUUGGCUAAACAACUUUUGGCUAGCUGCUUCCUUUUAAAUUGGAACAAAAAAUCCUGUUCCAAUUUAAAAGAAUUGUUUUUCCAGAUAAAAAAAUAUAAAUUUUAGUUUAUUUUUAUAAAAGAAAUGAUUAAAAAAUUAAAAAUUAAUCAUUCAGCGUGAAAAAUAUCAAAAUAACAUUCUCUUGCUUUUUUUCAAAUAUUUUCAUCUUUAAUUUUUUUUAAAAUAUAAAUUGAUAAGUUUUAAUUUAUUUUUUAUAAAGAAUUAAGCAAAAAUAUUAAUCGAUUCAGUGCAAAAACUGUUUAAGUACGAUUUUGCUUGCACUUUGUCUAUUAUGUUAGUAAAAAAAAAUUUUUAAAAAUUCGUAUUUUCAUCGUUAAAAUUUUCCCAUUGAAAAUCAAAUUUGUUCCAAUUUAAAAUUGGGAUAAAGUACCCAAAAAUUGCAAAUUUUAGCGAUGGUUUGUUCCAAUUUAAAAGGUUGAAGUGAGGAAGACGAAAAACUGGCUAAAGCACUUUUGGCAAAAGAAGAUGAAAGAUUGGCUCGCCAGCUAGCUGGAAAUGGGAGGAUCCCAUCAGAUCGUUCUCCAAAUGUUCUAGAUUAUGCUAAUUUUACGAAUGAACAAGAUUAUAAUUAUUUUGGAAACUCUAUACAACAAAAUAUUUAUCCUUAUAAACAGCGGCAAAAUAUACAGCAAGGAGAUUUGACUGAAGAAGAACUAUUAAAAAUUGCAAUGCUUGAAAGCUUAAACCACAAGUAA
This is a messenger RNA of Blepharisma stoltei, 1958 nucleotides long. Lineage: Eukaryota; Ciliophora; Heterotrichea; Heterotrichida; Blepharismidae. The record is from the annotation of a GenBank genome assembly.